This is a messenger RNA of Lathyrus oleraceus (garden pea), 1730 nucleotides long. Its product is annotated as AAA-ATPase ASD, mitochondrial. The record is from RefSeq and is a predicted model, not a curated record. Gene Ontology annotation, molecular function: ATP binding; ATP hydrolysis activity. Lineage: Eukaryota; Viridiplantae; Streptophyta; Magnoliopsida; Fabales; Fabaceae. The transcript has a single exon. The coding region runs from base 53 to 1564 and encodes 503 amino acids.
UUGAGUUCAUACACCAUUCUCUUAUACACUUAAACAUUUCAAAAGAGUAGAGAUGGCCAUUGGAAUUGGUGAAAUAUGGUCACAAGUAGGUUCAAUUAUGGCUAGCAUAAUGUUUGUAUAUGCCAUGUUUGAUAAAUUCUUCCCACCUCAUCUUCGUGGAUAUUUUCUAAGAAACACAAACAAAUUCUCCACCCUUUUCUAUCCAUAUAUACAAAUUAAAUUCCAUGAAUUAUCCGGAGAGAGACUCAAACACAGCGAGACUUACAAAAUCAUCCAAACAUAUCUCAGUUCGAACUCAACACAAGGUGCUAAAAAACUCAAAGCCGAAGUUGUCAAAGAUAGCCAAACUCCCCUUGUUCUAAGCAUGGACGACAAUGAAGAGAUCGUCGACGAGUUCAAUGGAAUCAAAGUUUGGUGGUCUGCGAAUCACACCACUUCAAAAUCACAAUCGUUUUCUUAUUAUCCAGUUUCGGAGGAGAAAAGAUUCUUAACAUUAACCUUCCAUAAAAGAAACCGCGAUGUUAUAACAACCUCGUAUAUUCAACAUGUGUUGGAAGAAGGAAAGGCCAUUACGACGAAUAACAGGCAGUUAAAGCUUUACACCAAUAAUCCAAGCGAUGAUUGGUGGGGCUAUAAAAGCACGAAGUGGAGUCACACUAUAUUCGAGCACCCUGCGAGAUUUGAAACACUUGCAAUGGAGCCGGAGAAGAAAGACGAGAUCAUAAACGAUCUUGUUAAGUUUAAGAGAGGGAAAGAGUAUUAUGCAAAAGUCGGGAAAGCAUGGAAGCGCGGUUAUCUGCUUUUCGGUCCACCAGGGACCGGAAAAUCUACCAUGAUAUCUGCUAUUGCUAAUUUCAUGAACUAUGAUGUUUAUGAUCUUGAGUUAACAACUAUUAAGGAUAACAUCGAGUUGAAGAGACUGUUGAUUGAUACGUCGAGUAAAUCAAUUAUAGUUAUCGAAGAUAUUGAUUGUUCUCUUGACCUCACCGGACAAAGGAAGGAGAAAAAUGAGAAAGAUGAUGAUAAGAAUGAUGAAAAAAUGGAUCCUAUUAAAAAGGCUGAAAAAGAAGAGCAAAAGAAAAGUAAGGUAACUUUAUCUGGUUUGUUGAAUUUUAUAGAUGGAAUUUGGUCGGCAUGUGGAUCGGAGAGGAUCAUAAUCUUUACGACGAAUUUUGUGGACAAACUUGAUCCUGCUCUCAUUAGGAGAGGAAGGAUGGAUAAGCACAUAGAGAUGUCAUAUUGUGGCUAUGAAGCUUUCAAGGUUCUUGCAAGGAAUUACUUAGAUGUUGAGUCUCAUGAUGAGUUGUUUCCUGUUAUUGAAAAAUUGUUGGGAGAGAUUAAUAUGACACCUGCUGAUGUUGCUGAGAAUUUGAUGCCAAAGUCUAUUACAGAAGAUUAUGAGUCUUGUUUGAAGAAUUUGAUUCAAUCUCUUGAGAUUGAAAUGAAAAAGUUAGAGGAGGAGGCAGAGAAAGGUAAACAAGAAUUGAGUGAAGAGAAAGAAAAGGUUAAGGGUAAUGAAAAAUCAGCAGAAAAAGAAGUGAAGGAGAAUGGUGUCAUUCAUUGAUUUUGAAUGGAUUUGAUUUUAGUGGUCUAAAUAAUAUUUUUAAACUUUUAAAUAAAUUAGUUUUCAAGUUAAUCAUGUGUCACAUAUUUGAGGGAAUAAAUUGUCAGAGUAAGGUUGUGUUGUACUAAAAGAUCCCCCGUUAAGAGAAUUAGCUUUCCAUUUUCUA